Messenger RNA from Setaria italica (foxtail millet), 2406 nucleotides. RefSeq names its product bifunctional TH2 protein, mitochondrial. The transcript is spliced from 6 exons. The record is from RefSeq and is a predicted model, not a curated record. Gene Ontology annotation, cellular component: cytosol. NCBI's taxonomy places the organism in Eukaryota, Viridiplantae, Streptophyta, Magnoliopsida, Poales, Poaceae. Bases 154 to 1980 code for a protein of 608 amino acids.
AAGAAGGGGAGCAUUUGCCGGCCACUUUUCAGUCUUGGUCGUCCUCGUCUUCGUCGUCUUCCUGUAGUCGUAAGUGCGGGGAGGAUUGGCCGGCCGGCGGCGAGGCUCCUCCUCCUUCUCUUUCUCUCUGCGUACAUACAUAUAGAUACGUAUAUGCUUGUUCUCCGCCGCCUCCGCCUCCCGCUGCCGCGCCCUCUUCUCGUCUCCUCGUCCUCCUCCUCCUCCUCCUCAUCCUGUUGGUCGUCGACAACCAAAGGGAGACCCGCCAUGGCGUCAUCCUCUUCUUCCGCUUCCGCCGCGGUUGUUGCCGAGGGCUCGGCGGCCCGCCGCUUCUGGAUCGCCGCCUCCACGCGGGAGGCCGCCUUCGCCGCAUACACGCCCUUCCUCCUCUCCCUCGCCGCCGGCAACCUGCACCUCGACGCCUUCCGCCACUACAUCGCGCAGGACGCGCACUUCCUCCACGCCUUCGCGCACGCCUACGAGAUGGCCGAGGACUGCGCCGACGAUGACGACGACAGGGCCACCAUCGCCGCCCUCAGGAAGGCCAUCCUCCAAGAGCUCAACCUCCACGCCUCCGUCCUCAAGGAGUGGGGAGUUGAUCCUACCAAGGAGAUCCCUCCAAGUGCAGCAACAACCAAGUACACUGAUUUCCUACUUGCAACUGCAGCUGGAAAAGUUGAUGGUGCAAAAGGUUCUGACAAAAUGGUCACACCAUUCGAGAAGACUAAAAUUGCUGCAUACACUGUUGGGGCCAUGACUCCAUGCAUGAGGCUGUAUGCAUAUCUAGGCAAAGAACUCACGGUUUUCCUUAAACAAGAUGAAAAUCACCCAUACAAGAAAUGGAUUAAUACCUAUGCAUCCAGUGAUUUUGAGGAUAAUGCACUCCAAAUAGAAGAGUUGCUGGACAAACUGAGUGUCUCAUUAACUGGUGAGGAGCUUGAGAUAAUUGGCAAGCUCUACCAGCAAGCUAUGAAACUGGAAGUGGAGUUUUUUUCGGCUCAGCUUGUAGACCAACCUGUUAUAGCUCCACUUUCAAGAUAUUGUGGUCCAAAAUAUAAACUCUUGGUCUUUUCUGAUUUUGAUUUGACAUGCACUGUUGUCGAUUCAUCUGCCAUUUUGGCGGAGAUUGCAAUUUUGUCAUUCCAAAAAUCAAGUCAAAGUGGGAUUGAUAAUACCCUCGACCGUACGAAAUCAGCAGACCUGCGAAAUUCGUGGAACAUGCUUUCUAAGCAAUACAUGGAAGAGUACGAGGAAUGCAUGGAAAGACUACUUCCUCCAGAAGAAUCACAGUCAUUAGAUUAUGAUCAACUGUACAAAGGCCUGGAGGUGCUAGCAGAGUUUGAGAAACUUGCAAAUUCUAGGGUUGUCGACUCCGGUGUCCUUAGGGGAAUGAAUUUAGAAGAUAUCAGGAAAGCUGGAGAACGGCUUAUUCUUCAAGAUGGCUGUAAAAAUUUCUUCCAGAAGAUUGGAAGAACAAGGGAGAGCCUCAAUUUGGACAUCCAUAUUCUUUCCUAUUGCUGGUGUGCAGAACUAAUAAGGUCUGCCUUUUCAUCAGUUGGUUGUCUAGAUGGUCUGAACAUACAUUCCAACGAGUUUGCCUUUGAGGGAUCUGUUUCAACUGGUCAGAUUGACAGGAAAAUUCAGUCUCCACUAGACAAAGUUGAAAAGUUCAAGAGCAUCAAAAGUGGCACGGACAGUACAGCUCCAUUACUGUCUGUGUAUAUUGGAGACUCAGUUGGAGAUUUGCUCUGCUUACUGGAGGCAGAUAUUGGUAUCGUCGUUGGAUCAAGCACAAGCUUGCGGAGAGUGGGCAAACAGUUUGGUGUGUCUUUUGUCCCGUUGUUCCCUGGUCUAGUAGAGAAGCAGAGGCAGCUGACGGAGCAAGAGGCAUCCAUGUUCAAGGCACGUUCUGGGGUCCUUUAUACGGUUUGCAGCUGGUCUGAGAUACACGCUUUCAUUCUGGGAAGUGAUUUCAGCUGAUGGAUGUGCUGUUUCUUUUCUCUGUUUUUGUUUUCCCCUUGAGAAGCAAGAACUUUUGCCGGUUCAUGCACAUGAUACGUGAAUCCACAAUGUGGUGAUUUUAUGAAAGCCACAUUUCAAUCCUGGCCCGCGCCUGCAGUAUGUAUGAAUGAAUACCAAUACCAGCUUGUGUUGUGUGCAAUGGCUUCAGUUUGUACUACCUGUGAUCAAUGUUUCAUUGAUUCGUCGAUAUUCGAUUUGGGAUUCUAUUUCUGGAGUGGUUGCUGGUGUUAUACUGCAGCGACUCCGGUAUACAUAAUAAUAGAGAUGGAGUGGUUCUUUCUGGUAUAUACUUACACCCAGGUCCAAUUGUAACAGCAAGUGCUGCAUGUAGAGAUGUUUGUUUUCAGUUGGCAAUAAAUGAAUGAUGAGAUUUGCUUGCUGCUA